AUAGAAUGCCAUUUUCUACUCAUGAAUUUGCAUGAAACCAUCCACGUGCCUCCAACCCCCAUUCUCUAUUCACUCUCUCUUUUCACAAAUUCCUUAAAACCUAAGAAAAACCAAACAAACGGAUAAUCUAUUUGCUUGCUGCCAUUUUCGAUAAAAAGAAAAGGAAAAAAAAAAAAAUGUUAGUUUUUUUCUUAUUUUCCCGAGAAAAUAAAAUCUACCCAGAAAUUUAUACUAGUAGAUAAACGUUACCCAGAAAUAAAGUCCGAAUUUUUUUUGACGGUCAGGGAGAAAAAAGAUAGAGAAGGUGAAAGAGGGAAGAGAUUCAUCGUGGCCCUGAAUCGAAGGCUCUUUUGGUGUCGCUUGGUCACUGCACCGACUCAGCUUCUCUGUCUCUUUCUUUCUUUCUUCUUCUUCCUUAUCUCUCUCCUGCUUUCUCUCUCUCUCAAACGCCGUUUCAAAUCUGACAUGGCGUUUGAUCAAAAUUCUAUUCCAAAAGAUCUAAGACCGUUAAACGUAGCUCGAACUGUGGCCGAAGAACCCCGCAUUACGCCAGCUACUACAACGGGUCGAAGCCCAGAUGGUUUUUUCCCCAGCUCAGCUCGUGAGAUUGGAAGCCCUGAUUCUGUACCUGUUUUUUAUCCGGCAGCAGUUUCGGAAGCUGGGUUUGUUGGUCUCGGAUAUGGAAAUGCGGCUCCGGGUGUGGCUGCUUGGUGUCCUCUUGUGCCUGCAGCAGUGGGGCAUCAAGGUGUGAGCUCGGCUGUUGGAUAUGGUUAUAGUCCUAAUUUGGGCACUCGAGUUGCUGGUGCUGCUGUAGACCUUAUAAGCAGUGGUCCUCCUAUGGUGUCUGGAUCCAAUCCGAAUUUGGGCAAUCGGAUUGGUGCCGGUGGUGCAGAUCAUGCUAGUCAUGAUAUGGCAGCCAAGCAUGUCUAUGGUAAUAGAGUUGGUGUUGUUGCUGCUGAUCAGACAGGGAAUGAUUCGGCUACUUGCUCUGGUUAUAGUCCUAAUUUGGGCGGUCGAACUGGUGGCAGUGGGACCGAUCAAGCAAGUGAAGAGGGUGGAGAUGAUUCUGUGUCAGGGAAGAAAGUAAAAUUUUUAUGUAGUUUUGGUGGAAAGAUUUACCCCAGACCUAGCGACGGGAUGUUGAGAUAUGUUGGAGGGCAUACAAGGAUUAUUAGUGUUAGAAGAGAUGUGAGCUUCAAUGAGCUUGUGCAGAAGAUGGUGGAUACCUAUGGGCAACCAGUGGUUAUAAAAUAUCAGCUACCUGAUGAGGACCUUGAUGCACUGGUGUCUGUUUCAUGCCCCGAUGAUCUUGACAAUAUGAUGGAUGAGUAUGAAAAGCUUCUUGAAAGGUCUUCAGAUGGGUCGGCUAAGUUAAGGGUGUUUCUGUUUUCUGCUUCAGAACUAGAUCCAUCAGGUGUGGUGCAGUUUGGGGAUUUGCACGAUAGUGGGCAGCGAUAUGUUGAUGCAGUGAAUGGUAUUAUGGAUGUGGUUGGUGGCAAUAUCACAAGGAAGGAGAGUAUAGCAAGUGCAACUUCAACGCAAAAUUCUGAUUUCAGUGGAACUGAGGUUGUUGAUAGCUUGGGUCCCGGCCAAGGGGAUGUUACUGGACCUCUAUCAAACAGCAAUUUGUCGCCCAAGGGAAAUUCAGAUACUUCGCAUGAUACUGCUUCAAAGUUGGUGUUUGUGGAUCCCAGUCAUGCAGUUUAUGCUGAUGCUUCUGCAGUACCAUUUGGCAUUCCUGUGGUUAAGUCUGGACCUCCCCAAACUCUGACUUCUCGGCCAGAGGUUGAACUAGAAAGGUCUGUGCCUGCAACAUUACCACAGCAGCAACUGGGUCUGCAGCAACCUGGAAUGGAAAUUCCACCUCCAACAUCCUAUGUCCAAUCAUAUGUUGAUCCUCGCCAAGAAGUUGUGAACCAUGGAGAUUAUAUUCAUCUCUCUCCUCAAAUGGGGUUUCCAAGUCCUCAUCUGUUGGGUACAGCAGGCCCCGUAUUUACCCAACAGCAGUUCCGUGAUACUGGUGCUGGCAUGACUCCACAUCAUUUUAUUCCUGCAGUGCACAUGACAUUGAAUCCCUCAUCUUCUUGUGUUGGUAUAAGACCAAAUAUGGUUCAACCUUUGGUGCAACCCCAGCAAACUCAGUUGGAUAGUUUUGUGGAUGAAAGAACAUUUGGUCCAAGGGUUGUCCAGCUUCCUGUUGAACAAAGCUACAAUUCUUAUCAGGUUCAGGUCCCAUCAGCAGUGGUAGGAGGUGGUUAUAGCUGGCAUCAGGUUCCACCGCAGGAGCAUGUAAUUUUCUCUGAUGGAUCAGUACCCCACCAGCAGGUAAUAUACCCUGAGAAAAUCACAAGGUUGGAGGAUUGUUACAUGUGUCAGAAAGCAUUGCCUCAUGCACAUUCUGAUACUGUGGUACAGGGCCAAAAGGGCAGUCCUUCAAGUUCUGUAUCUGAUUCAAUCUCAACUUAUCAUAGUCUUCGUUUGGAUGACAAUCUGAGAACUCAGCCCGUGACUAGGGUUAUGGCGACUGGAGCAUUAGGGGAAGGCACUCUUGAACAGGGAAUUGAGGCUCGGCCUAAGGUCCUUGGUCAUGGAGAUCCUCAAACUGGAAACAUUCAACCAGAGGCAACUAGGCUUCCACAGAUUCCUGAGGGAAAUCAUGAAAAUGAAAGGAUUAACCUGCAACAAGUUGAUAAUAUUGAUCAUCCUAGAAUUCCUGUUCCACAGGGUGUGAUUGGGAGGGUUGCUGAUCUGCAAGCAUCUAACGGUGCAUUUGUGGGCACUAUUCCUCAAUCUUCUCAAACUGAUUCUGUGCAGCAAUGGUCUGCUUCGGCUCAGUGCCAGGUUAAACAAGAUACAUUGGUGAAUAAAAUUGUUACUCGGGACAUGCCUCCUGUUGGAGGUGUGCCUGUUCAAACUUCAGAGUGCAUGGUUCAUGAAUCUCCGAAGGAGUAUUCUAGCAAACUUCCAGGUGUCAUUCCAAAAGAAGAUCCUGUAGACACUUGCAUGUCAUAUGAGCAACUGAGACCAAUUGAUGCGAGGAUGGAAACCCUCAGGAUAUCCCCCAGUGAAACGUAUGUCAAUAAGGAGCAUGGUAAGCUACCUGUUGAUAAAUUUAGGAUGGAAGAGAGCUCUGAUCAUAGAAUACAGCAAGUUGGAGGGAGGGAUGUGCUUCUUGAUAAGACCUUUGACAAAUUCGAGACUUCUAACUUUAUUCCAGCUGAAAUGCUCCCCUCUUCCUCCGCAGAAUCCCCAUAUAUGCAUAAUUCAAGGCUCAUAGAAUCCUAUGAGGUGGCACAACCUCCUAUGUGGGGUAAUCCUGGAUCUUAUGCACACUCAAAACUAGGAGUGCAUCAAAUGAAUCCAAAUGAAGUUCAUUAUGGCAAUCCUGCAUUUGCUGGGAUUGACUCUGCUCAUUUAACUGAUAGGGUAAGACCUUCUGCUGAAUGGAUGGAUGACACACUAAGAUUGCAGUCUAAAGUAGGGCAAACAAAUGCUGACGCUCUUCUCUCAAAUGUUCAGGAUUCCUCAAACUCACUCUUUAGCAAUCAAGAUCCCUGGAAUUUGCACCAUGACACCCAGUUUCCACCUCCAAGACCUAAUAGGGUUCCCUCAAGAAAAGAACUCUUUUCUCCUAAAGAUCCUGUAAGUGAGAACCAUUUGGGCAAUAGUGGGGAACUAAACACAAUGGAGGAUGGAGUUCAACAGCCAUUUGGCAAUAUGAACAGGGAUGUCAAUUCAGAGCAUGCUCGAUCUGCCAAAGGCUCAGCAGAGGAACAGAUCAAGCAAGAACUUCAAGCUGUUGCUGAGGGCGUAGCUGCUUCUGUUUUUCAGCCAUCGACAUCUGCUAAUCCUGACUUGCGCGAUAAAAACGAAUCCAGUAACGGUUCUAAGCAAGAUGGAGAUGUUGAAAACAGUGAUGCUGCCGUACAGCACAACGAACAGCAUAAAGAUGAGGAUGUAAAAACUAAGAUGCCAGAAAAAGCAAAUGUCGGUUUCCCAGUCUCAGAUGGCAUUGGCCGCUUGCAGAUUAUAAUGAACAGUGACCUUGAAGAGUUGAGAGAAUUGGGUUCUGGCACCUUUGGCACUGUUUAUCAUGGAAAAUGGAGGGGUACUGAUGUAGCAAUCAAACGGAUCAAUGAUAGGUGCUUUUCUGGAAAAGCUUCAGAACAAGAGCGCAUGAGAGAUGAUUUCUGGAAUGAGGCCAUUAAGCUUGCUGACUUGCACCAUCCAAAUGUGGUAGCUUUCUACGGUGUUGUGCUUGAUGGUCCUGGAGGUUCUGUGGCUACAGUUACCGAGUAUAUGGUCAAUGGUUCUCUAAGAAAUGCUUUGCAGAAGAAUGAGAAGAUUCUUGACAAGCGUAAGCGUCUUUUAAUUGCAAUGGAUGUGGCAUUUGGAAUGGAGUACCUGCAUGGAAAGAAUAUAGUUCACUUUGAUUUAAAAAGUGACAACUUGCUUGUAAAUCUGCGAGAUCCUCACCGUCCUAUAUGCAAGGUCGGUGAUUUGGGACUAUCAAAAGUGAAAUGUCAGACAUUGAUAUCUGGUGGUGUGCGAGGAACACUUCCAUGGAUGGCACCGGAGCUUCUGAAUGGUAGCAGCAGCCUUGUCUCUGAGAAGGUUGAUGUAUUUUCAUUUGGCAUUGUGUUAUGGGAGCUCCUUACUGGGGAAGAACCGUAUGCAGAUUUGCAUUAUGGGGCCAUCAUAGGUGGCAUUGUAAGCAACACCUUACGGCCAGCGAUUCCCGAAUCUUGUGAUUUAGAAUGGAAAUCACUAAUGGAGAGCUGCUGGUCAUCAGAGCCAUCCGAGAGACCAAGCUUCACCGAAAUUGCAAACCAUUUACGAGCUAUGGCAGCAAAGAUCCCUCCCAAAGGUCAAAACCAACCUCAGCAACCCUCCUCAACACAGCCUCCUGUUCAAAAAUGAUUCGGUGGAAGUUGCUUUCUUUUUAAGUAUCUCAUACUUUUGUCUUUGCCUGUGGCUUUUUUUUUUUUUUUGGCUGUUUUGAUAGAAAUUUAGUUCUUAAAGAAGUGUCAAAACAGUUGUUAGGUUUUACACUGGGAAAAUAUGUAUUAGCUGUACAUUUUUACCUAUUAUCAUGAGAAUGGGGGAUUAUAUUGUUGGCA
Ziziphus jujuba (common jujube) is the source of this 5120-nucleotide messenger RNA. RefSeq lists its product as uncharacterized. The coding region runs from base 466 to 4920 and encodes 1484 amino acids. The transcript is spliced from 10 exons. Gene Ontology annotation, cellular component: cytoplasm. Gene Ontology annotation, biological process: signal transduction; protein phosphorylation. Gene Ontology annotation, molecular function: ATP binding; protein binding; protein kinase activity. NCBI's taxonomy places the organism in Eukaryota, Viridiplantae, Streptophyta, Magnoliopsida, Rosales, Rhamnaceae. The record is from RefSeq and is a predicted model, not a curated record.